GGAGGCUGUCAUCGAAUGCGAGGGCGGCCUAUCCAUGCACAUAAGGGCGUGAUGUUAACCUAAAUAGAUGAUGACACGAGCUGCGUCCUACGAGCCAAACUCAGAUACUCCAGUAUGUGCUUAACGCAGCUCGUUUGAUGCCGCCGUUCAUUGCGUAAUGAUGCUGCCUGCUGCCUGGAGCUCCCAUUCUAUGGUUGUCAGUUAUCUAUAAAGUCAGGCCCAGAUGCGCAAAUUCGGUUUUCGGAAACCAACUCAGUCUUCCUGUUCUUUUGAUGAUAUCUACCAAUUCAUUACAAGACUUGGUCUACCGAAUACAGCGGCUCCCUGACACCAUCUCGUCAUGAGCUCAGAUCGUAAGCUCAUCACCAUCUUCGGGGGUACAGGCAAGCAGGGUGGUUCCGUGGCUCAUUCGCUGCUUCAAAGCCCAGACUUUAGAGUACGGGUGAUUACUCGAAACCCUGAGUCUGAUGCCAGCCUAAAGCUUGCUGCCCUCGGAGCCGAGCUCGCUCAAGGAAAUGGGUUUAGUAGCGAUGACAUGCUGUCAGCAUUUAGCAGCUCUUGGGGAGCAUUUGUCAACAUCAACUCUGAUGACAAGGUAUGGCUUAUGCUACCUCGACAGAGUCAAACUGUUAACAGGCGUAUUAAGGUCUUUACUACUGAAGGCGGGCCAACAGAGUUCGACAUGGGCAAGAUAAUCAUUGAUUCUGCUGUUCAGGUUGGUGUGAAGCAUCUCGUCUUUAGCUCUGGCCCCCCUUGCACUGAGAUGACAAAUGGCCAAGUACGGAUGAAGGCAAUGGACAUGAAGAACAAGAUUGAGAAUUACGCAAAGAGCCUUGAAUCUUUCGAGACCAUUACCCCUAUUGGCGCCGGCUGGUUUCUAGAAAACUUCCUCGGCAAAGAGGUCGCUCCUGUGUUCGGAGGAUUUCCUUAUUUCCCUGAUGACCACGGAUACCUUACUUUCAGAGUACCAUACUGGGGUGGAGAUGAGCAUGUUCCAUGGUUGAGUGUCUCAGACGACUUCGGAGAUAUUGUUCAAGGUAUCUUCCUGGACCCUGGUCGAUGGAACGGUCACUUCGUUCACGGUGUAAGCGACAUCCGCAGUUUUGAACAGGUCGUAGCGGAUUUCGCCGCGGUUACAGGAUGCAAGGCGCGGUUCCAGCCCAUAUUACCCACAUGGGAGGCAUUUGAUACGCAUGGAAUCCAGGAGCUUGAGGACGUGAAACUCAUGUUUGGCUUCACGCAGCUGACAGGCGGCCGAUACUUCGGGCCGGAAGCCACGGAGGUCGAUACCGCCAGGCAAUUGAAGCAGAUCACAGCGUUGAAAUUGGGUCGGCCGGAAGAACAGCACAAAUUGACUUCUGCGCGUGACUGGUUUGCUGCGAGAUUUACAAACUAGGGUAUUGCUCUUUGUGAUCUAUGGACUCCUUGCUCAGGAUUGUAUAAUGGGCUACUGAUAUGGCCCGAGCUACCUAGCUGAUUAUUGUAUCGAAUGGACGUUAACUUUUAUUGGGACAACCCUGAAGAGAGUAGUACAGUACGCAUGAUUGCCUUGGAGCUUUCAAAUAGAACUCUAUCCAAUUAUAGAUGUCUCGUCUGGAUUGUGCUGUGGUUAUGGAUCAGGC
Aspergillus pseudonomiae is the source of this 1622-nucleotide messenger RNA. RefSeq names its product NmrA/HSCARG family protein. The transcript is spliced from 2 exons. Bases 341 to 1396 code for a protein of 351 amino acids. NCBI's taxonomy places the organism in Eukaryota, Fungi, Ascomycota, Eurotiomycetes, Eurotiales, Aspergillaceae. The record is from RefSeq and is a predicted model, not a curated record.